AUCAUCUACCUUUAUCUAUUCUCAGUCAUAGUUUUAGAUAGACAACUAUUUGAACAAUAUGAAAUUGUAUUCAUUUCUCAUCCUGGCUGGUGUUGCAAUUUCCAUUGCUCAUUGCAAAAUUAGUAUCAAAGACUGUGGGUCAAAAUGUGGCAAGAUAGAUUCUAUUGCAGUAACUGACUGCAAUACUUCACCAUGCAAGCUAAACAAGGGGGAAACAUACACCUUCAAUGUCACUUUUACACCAAACGUAGCAGUCAAUGCAGCCAAAUCAUUUGUGUAUGGUAUUCUGGAUGGAUUAAAAGUUCCAUUUCCAAUUUCCCAGCCCAACGCCUGUGUUGAUAGCAACAUAAACUGCCCGAUGAGCAAAGGUACAUCAUACACAUACAGUGCAAAGCUGCCAAUCAAGUCUCUCUAUCCCGAUGUUAAAGUGGUCGUUGAAUGGAACUUGGAAGACACCGAAAAAAAUGAAAGCAUUUUCUGCUUGUUGACCCCCGUUGAAAUUGUUGGUUAGAUCUGUCAUUAUCAACUGCACCAAGUUGAAGUUUAUGCAGUCCGAACUUACUAAUUCAUUAUACUUGUGUAUAUUAUUAAUCAAUGAUGUGUUCUUUUGGAAAUUAAUCUUGUUUUAACAUUGCACAGUUUUCAACUGACUUACAUUGUGGAUACACAACUUUGAGCUUUACAACAUUAACAUUUAUCAUAUAGGAAUACAAGUUCAUAAAAAUAGUCACACUGUGUCAUACUGUUAUUUACCCAUAUUUUGAUUAUUAAACUGAUAAUCGUAGUAUGUCAAGGUUGCUCAAUUAUGUGUAUAUAAUAAAUUUAAGUAUGAAAUCAAUAAAGUUAUUGUUGUGGCA
Molecule: messenger RNA, 857 nt
Organism: Ciona intestinalis (vase tunicate)
Lineage: Eukaryota; Metazoa; Chordata; Ascidiacea; Phlebobranchia; Cionidae
Source: RefSeq, a predicted model, not a curated record